Messenger RNA from Eubalaena glacialis (North Atlantic right whale), 2640 nucleotides. RefSeq names its product RNA polymerase II associated protein 2 (gene RPAP2). Gene Ontology annotation, cellular component: nucleus; cytoplasm. NCBI's taxonomy places the organism in Eukaryota, Metazoa, Chordata, Mammalia, Artiodactyla, Balaenidae. The record is from RefSeq and is a predicted model, not a curated record. Gene Ontology annotation, molecular function: RNA polymerase II CTD heptapeptide repeat phosphatase activity; RNA polymerase core enzyme binding. The transcript is spliced from 13 exons. Bases 118 to 1953 code for a protein of 611 amino acids.
CAGGCCGCUUUCCCGGCCCCGCCCCGCCCCAGCCGACCCCGCCCCGCGCUACGCGACGGGAGGUGGAGUCUUGGGGGAAAGACUCCUGGGCCGGUUCCGACGCCGACUACGCUUCCCAUGGCGGACUGGGUAGAGACGUGCUCUGCCGGCCGCAAGGCCCGGGGUCCUCGCGCCUCCCGAAACGUCGCAGGUACUAAGCAGACAAGUGCCUUGAAACAAGAAGACGCUUCUAAAAGGAAAGCAGAACUAGAAGCACUUGUCAGAAAGAAGAUUGAGUUUGAGAGAAAAGCUCUACGUAUUGUUGAACAGCUUUUAGAAGAGAAUAUUACAGAAGAAUUCCUAAGGGAGUGUGGGAAGUUCAUCACACCUGCUCACUAUAGUGAUGUUGUGGAUGAGCGUUCUAUUAUCAAACUCUGCGGCUAUCCCUUAUGUCGGAAGAAGCUAGGAAUUGUACCAAAACAGAAAUAUAAAAUUUCUACCAAAACCAAUAAAGUCUAUGAUAUUACUGAAAGAAAGUGUUUUUGCAGCAAUUUUUGUUAUAAAGCAUCUAAGUUUUUCGAAGCACAAAUUCCUGAAACUCCAGUGUGGGUUCGAGAAGAAGAAAGACGUCCUGAUUUUCAGCUGCUACAGGAAGGACAAAGUGGUCAUUCUGGAGAAGAAAUACAGUUAUGCAGUAAGGCCAUUAAAACAUCAGAUGUUGACAGUCCUGGCCAUUUUGAGAAGCAUGAUGAAUCUAGUUCUUCUGGCACUCAUAGUGAUAGUAGCAGUGAUAAUGAGCAAGACUUUGUUUCCUCCAUUCUACAAGGAAACAGACCAAAUGCAACGGGUAUAAGGCCACAGCUGCACAAAAAAAGCAUAAUGAAGAAGAAAGCUGGUCAAAAGGUUAACUCCAAACAUGAAAGCAAAGAACAGACAGUAAUAGAUGUCACUGAGCAGUUAGGCAAUUGCAGAUUAGAUAGUGAGGAGAAAGCUGCUGCUUGUGAACUUCCUUUACAGAAUGUAAAUACUCAGAUUUCUUCAAAUAGGUCUCCGCAAGAAAAAUUAGAAGCUUCAAAAAUUUCUGAAAAUAAAUACAAUAGUUCAAAAAUAACUCUUGUAGGCAUAAGUAAGAAAAGUGCUGAGCAUUUUAAGAGGAAAUUUGCCAAAUCGAACCAAGUUUCUAGGUCAGCUUCUAGUUCAGUGCAGGUGUGCCCUGAAGUUGCAAAGGCAAACUUACUUAAAGCGCUGAAGGAGACUUUGAUUGAGUGGAAGACAGAAGAAACUUUGAGGUUUUUGUAUGGCCAGAAUUAUGCUUCUGUAUGUCUGAAACCCUCUUCAGCCCCUCUGGUUAAGGAAGAAGAACUUGAUGAAGAUGAUGUGAACUGUGACCCAGACAGUCAUUCCCCUGCCUUGCAGGAAUCUCAGAACAGCUUGGAUGAGUCUUUACCGUUUAGAGCCUCAGAUACGGCCAUUAAACCACUGCCAAGUUAUGAGAACUUGAAAAAAGAAACUGAAACGUUAAAUCUAAGGAUCAGGGAGUUUUAUAGAGGACGAUAUGUUUUGAAUGAAGAAACCGCCAAAUCACAAGACUCAGAAGAGCAUGAUCCCACCUUUCCACUGAUAGAUUCACAUUCUCAGAACCAGAUUAGAAAACGCAUCGUACUUGAAAAAUUGAGUAAAGUAUUGCCUGGACUUUUGGGGCCUCUUCAGAUUACAUUAGGAGAUAUUUACGCACAACUUAAAAAUCUUGUCCGAACUUUCAGAUUAACAAACAGAAAUAUUAUACAUAAACCUGCAGAGUGGACAUUAAUUGCUUUGGUGUUGCUGUCAUUACUGACCUCAAUUCUUGGCAUUCAGAAGGAUUCUCAGGAAAAUGUAAUGUUUACGCAGUUUUUGACCACCCUGCUUGAAGAAUUACACUUAAAGAAUGAAGACCUUGGAAGUUUAACCAUCAUAUUUAGAACCAGCUGUUAACCACAGUGAUAAUCCGUGAAGACCAAAUAGAUGAACUUACAUUGACCAUUUCUGGAAUUCUAGCCACAAUAAUUGUACAGUUAGAGCUACUUAUCAGUCACCACCGGACAGAGUGACUUCCGCAGAUAGAGAACCAUUAUCCCAACAAGGAUAACCAAGUCCUUGCAUCCUAGAUACAAGACAUAGUAUUUCUACUUAUUUGAAAAUGAAAGCUGAAAUUUUAAGUUGAAACCUCAAGAAAAUAUAAUGACCUAUUUCUUCUGUAUUAUUACAGCCAUCAUAUCAGUUGACCAGAAAAUUGAGAAAAGUCCCAUUUUAGCCUCAUAGUCGAACUCUAGAUUCUAAAGAACAGUAAAGAAUUAGGUCAAUAAAUACAAUUUAGGGCUUCCCUGGUGGUGCAGUGGUUAAGAAUCCACCUGCCAAUGCAGGGGACACAGGUGCAAGCCCUGGCCCAGGAAGAUCCCACACGGAGCAACUAAGAUCCUGUGGAGCAACUAAGCCUGUGCACCACAACUACUGAGCCUGUGCUCUAGAGCCCACAUGCCACAACUACUGAAGCCCGAGUGCCUAGAGCCUGUGCUCCACAACAAAAGAAGCCACUGCAGUAAGCCCGUGCACCACAAAGAAGAGUAGCCCCUGCUCACCACAACUAGAGAAAGCCUGCAGGCAGCAAUGAAGACCCAAUGC